AGAAGCCCAAGUUCAACCCACUUUGUGUCUUUUCGAGUCUUGAUUUGUUAAUUAUUUAUUCCUCCUCCUCGGUCUCUUCUUCUCUCUCAAAUCUCCUUCUCCAUCAUCCGAACCAAUCAGCUCUUCUGCAUCCAUCAGGCUGUAGAUAAUGGCAGCAUCAGGGUUCCAAGCAUUCUUGAACAGUCCCGUUGGUCCUAAAACAACUCAUUUCUGGGGUCCUAUCGCUAAUUGGGGUUUUGUUGCUGCUGGUUUGGUGGAUAUGCAAAAGCCUCCUGAGAUGAUCUCCGGAAACAUGAGCUCAGCCAUGUGCAUUUACUCUGCAUUGUUCAUGAGAUUUGCUUGGAUGGUCCAACCACGCAACUAUUUGCUACUUGCCUGCCAUGCUUCCAAUGAGACUGUUCAGCUCUAUCAGCUCUCACGUUGGGCUAGAGCUCAGGGGUAUCUGUCCUCAACGAAAGAAGAGGAGAAACCAGCUCAGUAA
Messenger RNA from Eruca vesicaria subsp. sativa (arugula), 481 nucleotides. The record is from the annotation of a GenBank genome assembly. NCBI's taxonomy places the organism in Eukaryota, Viridiplantae, Streptophyta, Magnoliopsida, Brassicales, Brassicaceae.